UAUGGCGGUAAACUGUAGAUAAAGGUUUAGAUUGUUUUGAUUCGAAUAUAACAUUGAAAAUCUCGAAGAUCCACUGUUUCGAAAAAUAUAUUACAAUGGUCACAUUAUUUGUGAAUGUGCCGUCGUGAGAAAAAAAAUCGUACCGUGUUCGGGUGCGCGUUGUGUCAAUAAUCGUUUUAUUUUUGUGUGUUUAAUUCUUAUUGUGAGAUAUUUUGCUAAUGUGCUCGCAGGUGAUAUGUGAUCGUAGACUCUCCGAUAGAUAUGUCUACCUAUGAUCAAGUUACAUGCCCGGGCGUGAGUAAUACAACCGAUGUAUCGAGCGAGGAGGCGAACAAAGUUGCUAAUGACGAAAUUCGUGAGAAAAAGGAAAAAAAAUCGGACAGAAGAGUAUGUUUCCCCGAUGAUCACCUAGUCACGCAGUACUUCGAGCCUGCGAACCCUUGGCUAGACGUGCCGUCGACGACGCGAGUGCAGCUGAUAGCAGAGUACCUGGAGGCAUGCAAGCGACACCGUACUCACCCCAUAGACUCCGUGUUGCUGCAGCUCAAGGAGCUGCCAGAGAACACGAUAGGAGGAUGCGUCCGCGCGGCGCGGCUGCAGCUGUCGUGCUGCUCGCUGCUGGGCACGGCGCCGGCGGACGCGCUGGAGGCGGUGCUGCGCAGGGUGCAGUUCCGCCGCCUGGAGUUCGACCACACCGACAUCGACGACGAUGGCGCGGAGGCGCUGUUCGACAUAGUGGAAUACUACGAGAGUGCGUGCGCGCUGAGCAUCGCCGGCGAGCGACAGUUCGGCGUGCGCGGCUGGCAGGCCGCAGCGCGAAUGAUCAAAAACAGUGCUGAGCUAACUGAGCUGGAGGUGUGCGAGGGCGGCGUAGAGGGCGCGCACGCGACGGUGCUGGCGCGCGCGCUCAAGCCGGUCGGGUGCCGCCUGCGCGUGCUGUGUCUGCAACGCGCCGCGCUACAGGGCGAGCCGCUGAUGUGUCUCGUGAAGGUGCUAAAGACGAAUACCUCAAUUCGUGAACUGCGUCUGUGCGACAACGGGCUGCUGCCGUCCGACGCGUACCAGAUCGCCAACCUGCUCAAGUACAACAGCAGGAUACAGCUGCUGGACCUGUCCAAUAAUGCUAUACAGGAUGCGGGCUUGGGCUACCUGGCGGAAACGAUAUACGAGGACGCGGCCUCCUCGCCACCCACGUCCGAACCGCUGGAUUACGGCUUCGAGUCCCGCGGGCUGGCGUUUCUGGUGCUGUGGAACAAUUAUCUCACAAAGGACUGUUACGUGUACUUAGCUAAAAUUAUGCAAUCCCCAAGUCUGCGCGUACUGAACGUUGGUCGCAACGCGCUGGGCUGCGAGUGCGUGCGCGCGCUGCGGCUGGGGCAGGCGGCGCACGCGCUCGUCAUGCUCGGCCUGCAGGCGGCGCGCCUCGGGCCCACCGCCGCCGCCGCCAUCGCUGAUCUCAUCCGCGCCGACACCCGCCUGCAGCGGCUGGACCUGCGCGACAACCGGCUGGGCGCGGGCGGGCUUCAGGCGAUCCUGGCGGCGAUGCGCGACAACACCACGCUCACGCAGAUCGAUCUUGACGACCCGCCACAGGACACACGCACCGGUGCGGGCGUGUGCGCUGCGACGUGCACGGAGGCGGCGAGCGUGGCGCGCGCGGUGGCGGACAUCCGCGCGCUGUGCCGUCGCAACGAGCCGCGCGCACAUCCACCCGACAGACUAAUGCGCAAGAUCUCCCUCACCUGCCAUCCACCGCAUCCCCCGCCGACGCACCACAAGACGUUAUCUGGCGAGGAGGAGCGUCGUGGGCGUCUGCGGUCCCCCGCCCCGUCGCCCGCGCCCUCCCCCGCCGGCAGCCCCACACCGCACGGCACGUCGCGAUUCUCCGUGACCCGAGUGACGCCCGACCGAGACUCGUCGGACAGCUCAAACCCUUCAACACCCACGCGGCCCUACGCCAGCCCUUCACCCUCCAGAUUCAAAGUUAUACAGGUAGUAGAGCCGCACCCCCCGCCUCCGCCGUCCCCGAAAAAGGGUUCCCGAUUCUCAGUAACGAGAAAUUACGAUACCGUUUACAAUCCGUCUCCUUCACCACCUUCCACGAAAUCCGAUGUUAAGACGGUCAAAAUAGAAGCUGGUGUACCCACAGAUACUGGGACAGAUAAACACAAACCCAAAGAAAAUAAAGCGAGCAAUACGGAGAUGCACAAAGAGAGAACGCAGCUAGGUAAUAUUACAAAUAUAGUCAAACCAAAAAUCAUCGUUAGGUCAGAAGACGAUUCUAACGACGAAUCAGAAAAAUCUAUCGAUAUAGAAGAAACUACCCCAAGUGAUAAACGAAUAGAAACAAAUAAACAUGUAAAUAUAGCUACUAAACAAUUAGAAGAAUUAGACGUAACGAAUUCAAAAACCAAACACGAAGACGACUUUGGUAUCGAGAAAUAUACCGACCGAGUUGUCGUGCAGGAGUGCGACAUAGAUCCGAAUAUUAUAAUUGGCUUCGAUCUUAACCCACAAAACGUGAAAGCCAAGCCCGCAAACGAAACUGUGAUAAGCGCUAGGUAUCCCGAAACGGAUAGUAUUAGUAAUAAUGUGAUAUUACAAAGUGAACCUAUAAUAGAAUUUGAAGUUAGGCCCCAAAUUACGGUCGAUUUGACUCGGCUCAAAGAUUUUAUGUCAGAUAAAGAUAUCAAAAGUGAUGCUAAACAUACGGCCACUGUACAUAGUGAGAAAGCUGAUUCAGCGAACGUAACGGUCGUAGAUAAAGACCGCGAAGAUACUAAACUCAGUGAGUCUAAUAUAAGUGAUAGUAGAAACAGUGUAACUGUGCCUAGUGGUGUUAUAAACUUAAUAGAUGUAAAAACUGACGCAUAUAGUGAUAAAACGGAGCGGUUGUCUCAUAAUGAGACCGUAGACUUUGUGGACGACGACAGAAGAGUCAAGUCCGAAAUUAAGCUAGUUAAAAGUAGUGUAUCGGUGAGUGAAACGGAAAAAGUCGAAACUCAAGUAGAAGUUGUCGUUAAAAGUGAAGCGAACAGUUUGAAAACCAAAGAACAGUCUGACCAAAUCGUAUCUAACGAGAGUAUAGAUAGGGUCAUAGUUAGGAACGAGAAGGGCGACGUAGCGAUGAAACAGAUAGAGGCGAUCACCGAAGACCUCGGCCACCUCAUACAGCAGAUGCACGACCUGUCCACCAAGACGCGCAUGAAGCACGCUACAGACUUAGGUGUAGGCUUAGAUAUAAACAUUGUACCUGGUAAUCGAGAUAACGUAGUUUUAAAGAAAAAUAAGAGCGAAUCGAGUUUAGACAGUCCGGAUCUAGAGGUUUCUAGGUUGAUGAGGAAGCCAGUGAGUGCCUUUUGCGAUAGCAGCUCGUCGUUGGAGAUCUCCGGAAGCUCUGUGGAGAGUCUCAACAUGAUAGAGAGUAGAGUUCCGAAACCCAUCAAGGAAAUCGAGCCGCGAGGGACGAUCUUCUCCACCGAGAGUAGCAUGGAGUCCACCAGUGACGUCACUCCAGUGAACUUGAACACGUCCGUCAGUUCCAACGAAAGCGUAUCGCCCAUCAUAUUCGGCGGCACGAAGAAAAUACACGGCUCUCUGUCCAGUCUGGAGGCUAGUGUCAGCUCGCUCGAUUCGGCCCGACAAGAAAAGGUUAUGGUCACAUCCGCCGACUCCGGAAUAGAGUACUCGCUGCAGCAUCCGUCGGAGAUGAGGGAGGACAGCUCGUCCAACGAGGGUACGCUGACGUACAGCUCCAGCGGUAAGGAGCCCAUCAAAAAGGAGCACCAAGAUACUCUCACGUCACCGAAGAGAACGUCGAGUUUGCUGGACGUCCCCGCCUUGAAGUCCAAGGGCCUGGACCGAAUGAGAAAGAUAUCUUGGGUCGCUCCGUCCGCUAGCUUCCAUAUACCCAAACCUGAGGAAAAAGUGGAGAUAAAGCAGCAGACGAACUUAGAAAAACUGCUAAGUUUGUUCCAGCACCCGAGCAGCCUGUUCUCCCGGAGCGGCAGCGACGACGAGAAGAAGUCGACGUCGAGUACGCCACCCCGAAAGGACUCCUCGUUGACGAGCUCGUUCUGGUCGUGGGGCGCCGCCGUCGAGAGAGUUGAGCGCGACGACAAGGACACCGACAGCCUGUCGGAGGCGACGGACUCCACGCUGUCGGAGCGCGUGCAGGUCUCCUUCGUCGACGAGUCGUUCUCGAGAAAGCUGGACAGCAAGACGCCCUCCACCGACACCGACAACACGCUGAGCGAGUUCCAGACGUUCCCGAACUCGACCGAGAGUGUCAAAGUUACCGAUUCAACCACCGAUGAAAAUUUAGUACAAAACAAUUUAGCUUUAAGCGAUAGAAGCGCGGACGCCGGCUCGGCCGGGCCGACGGCGUGUGAUAAUAUAGAUCUCAUUGAGCCCAACGACUUGAAUAGGAACGUGCGGAGGAUGGCCUCCGGCGACGCCGACGCCGACGAGGCGGCCGCCCCGCCCCCGCCGCCCGAUCCGGACGACGACAAAUCGGACAAAGUUGUGGACAUUCGACCGCGGACGUUCGCGGCCGUUCUCAAAGCGUCCGGCUCGCAGAACUCGCAGGAGAAGCAGAGCGCGGACGCCGGCCAGCCCGUCGACAAGCUCCCCCCCAGGGUCAUCAUGGGCAUCAAGGAGAACAUUAGCCCCGAGAACACGUUGACCGCGUCGAUGACCGCCGCGCUGGAGAAGGAGCUGAGCGGGAGGCCGAGCAGGAGCAGGCAGCCGGAUGACGUCGGCCGGGACCUGGGCGACCCGGGGGCCGGCCCCGGCGACGUCGAGAUGCAGGCUGACCGGGCGCCGAUAGCCCGCAUCGACGAGAUGAGCGACGUCGCGGCCGACGAGUGCGUGCAGCUAGCUUUCAUUGACGACGCUCACGACGACUGCCGACGAGUCGAGGAGGAGGAGCUGGAGCAGAUCGACGUGGCGAGGGACGCCCUGUCGUACUUGGCGUACGAGAAGAGGGGCGCCGAGGAGCCACAGGCCCUGGCGGAGGAGCUCCGGGAGGCCGAGAUCAAGGAGCUGCUGGACCUGUCCCCCGAGCUGGUCGUCGACGAGGCGAUCGAGAUCCCCGAGGUGUUCGCCGUCGAGAUGCCGGGCCUCAGAAACUCUCCCGUCAUCCCCGAGCGGGCCAAGAUCAAGAGGGCCAACUCGCUCGAGGACCUGUCCAAGCUGCCGCCCCUGGCGGAGAAGAGCGGCCCGAAGACUAAGACCAUCGCCUUCGAGGUCCCCGAGAGCACGACGCCGCGCGACAUCCCGGAGACGAGGCGGAAGCUGCGGACGCGGAGCGGCUCCAGCCCUAAGUCGCUGCCGGAGAGCCUGAACAAGCCCUGUCCCCUGACGAAGAUGGACUCUCUCAAGAGGAAGAAGAAGGUCUCCUCGCUUGGCAAGAUGGCGCGGGACUCGCUGCUGGCGCUGAACAUGAGCGAGGAGGAGAUCGCAGAGUUUCGGCGCUCGUACAAGCUCACGUCCGUGGAGAGCCUCCGCUCGCUGGAGUCCGUGUCGGAGGACGCCAACUCGCAGAGCGGCACGUCGGUGGACUCCCGCUGCCGGGCGUGCUUGCGCACCUCGCAGGAGUCCCUCAUGUCUCUGGACUCCAUCACCGAGGACUGCCGCUGCCUCGACGACUGCGAGAAGCGCGGCCACAGAUAAGGCGAGACGAGUUAGUUUUUUUUUUCGGGAACGCUUCGUGUGGCACGGGUAUUGGACGAGCUCCCGCUCGUCCGCACUUGUACAUUUUUUGUAGUAUUAUGUUAAAAAAGAAUAUUUUUUAUUUAUGGUGAAUUUAUUGUAAAAAAUAAUGUACAGGUUUUAAAUGCCAGUUGAUGUUUUAUAUACAGGCUAAUAUAAGAUUUUGCGUCUUUAACGCUUUUUACGGACGUGGCCUUAGUAGCUGGGCGCGUUGUGGCUUCUUGUAAAAAGAUCAUGUUAUACAUCAAAUUGAUGUAUUUUUUUCUCUUGUAAAUGUAAUGUAGAGUAAAAAUAUAGUAUCCAAUGUGAAUCCUCAGUAUGAAACCACAGAUUAAAAAUAUUAUGUACUUACAGGAUAGCGGUGUAGAUAUGUAUAAGAAGUUGUGCUUAAUUGGUUAUUACGGAGUCUGACAAUAUUAAGAAUUAAUAUGGGGUUGGAGUAGAAUAUCUUGCAAAACAGAUUUUAGCCUAGAUGCCAUCGCUAAUAGAAACGAAGCAAUGAAAAAAAAAACCUAUAAAUUUUGACAUAAGCAAGCGACAAAAGUACGCUACAUUUUCGUUUUAGAACUUCGUGAGUUGUAUUGAGAUUAACUAGUGAGUUAUUCGUUGUACCUAUGAGCGAUAGCGACUUCGCUAAAGGAUUAAAAAAAUUGAGAAACUUUCUUUUGUAUAGGUGUAUAAACAUGUCUGUCGUUAUCAUAGGUUUUGUAAUUUUUUAUAAACAAAUAUGUAAGUGUGCAAAGGUUAAUUUUUAAAUGGCCCUGAUGUGUCUUUUGUAAAUUAAGGCCAAUAUUUCUGUUUCAAAUUUUGUAACUUGCCAGAUGUAAUUUUCAUUCUAACAUUCAAUACUAAUUAGUUAGAAAGGAUACUAUUCUCGCCUCUUUGAGUUAUCUUACUGUUUUUCAGAGUUCGGUAUAAGCUAGAAAGAGUCGAAGCAACUUUUAGCCAUCAAAUUAAAGAUUAUGUAAAGAAAAAAAAAGAUUGUAACUCUGAGUAAGUAUAGACACUACUCACUAGAGGAAAAUUUGUUUGUGUCCUCAGAUAGUUUGAAGUCCAACGUUUUACGACGGCUUAACUUGUGUCUUGUAUUACUUCCAUAUUUCAUACUUCUUCCAUGGCUUGCAUGAUCGUUUCAACUCUUUCUAACGUUAUCAACUCUAUGAUUGCAAUUUGUUCUCUAUGGAUUUAAGAACGUCAGGCUCCGUAAAAUAUAUCCAAAACGUCAUAGAUACACAAUAUAACUUAACUUUAUAACCUGGGGCUUAGACAAAAGUGCAAUAUCGAAGCGAUAACGAAGUUCAAGAUAUGACAACGAAAUUCGUCAACAUCUUUUUCUUUUCGAACUUCGUUAUCGUUUACAUCAUAUUUUGUAUACCCCUGUAAUGCCCUGUAUAAACAUUGAAUAUGUGUUGGGUAACAGAAUCACACGCUUUGUCUCUUUCUUACAUUAUGUCGAGCGAGCGAUAGAGACAAAAUACGUGAGUUAUCUGACAGAUUAGGCAAUUAGAAGCCACUAUUGAUAUUACAUCCCAACUUUUAUUGAAAUCUUGACCAAGGAAAAAAUCUUAUCUUUGAGGGUAGUUUGAAGACUACACGGAUGGUUUUGCGUGUUGACAUUGUCAUGGGAGCGAUGAUGCUAAAUAGCUGAUUGUCAAAAUGACGCCAGCAAUAAUCCAUAAUGCGGCCACAUUCAAAACGAUUGUGUGACGUUAACCGCAGAGUGUGGAUGUGUAAUAAGUCUCUUAUGUGACACUUAUCAAAGUAUCACUUGUUUAAUAUAGAUACUGACUUUUACCACGUGCUAUAGUUUGUGCGGUUUAUGAUGAUAUGCGUGACACAUUAUAAUUGACAAUAGUAGGGAAG
Messenger RNA from Aricia agestis (brown argus), 7575 nucleotides. RefSeq lists its product as uncharacterized. Bases 262 to 5673 code for a protein of 1803 amino acids. The transcript has 14 exons. Lineage: Eukaryota; Metazoa; Arthropoda; Insecta; Lepidoptera; Lycaenidae. Gene Ontology annotation, molecular function: protein binding. The record is from RefSeq and is a predicted model, not a curated record.